Messenger RNA from Liolophura sinensis, 4190 nucleotides. RefSeq names its product myosin heavy chain-like. The transcript has 12 exons. Bases 243 to 1610 code for a protein of 455 amino acids. The record is from RefSeq and is a predicted model, not a curated record. NCBI's taxonomy places the organism in Eukaryota, Metazoa, Mollusca, Polyplacophora, Chitonida, Chitonidae.
CAACGCACUGGCGCGUCGUAACUUGUCAAAAUUGACAUGUUUACGUGAGAAAUCGGCCAAAGGUUUUUUGUUCAUCUUGGAAAGACUGCAACUUCGGGGAAGUUUGUGUGCUGACUGACAGGCUAUGGCGGGGAAGAUCUCACACACCAGACCACAGACACCUGAUGUCUUGGGCUGGAGUCAAUCGCUCAGACCGCUGAGGUCGCGCUCUUCCAUCACCAAGCAGAACUGGUGCACGAGAUAUGACAAGGAAGAGUGACAGCUUAAGAAAAAGCACAGGAAGCCUGGCAGCAAACUUUGGCAUUAACGGGAAAAUACCGAAGUCUGAAGAGCUGUCUAAUAUUGAAGGAGAAUACAUCAAAAAUCUUCAGCAACAGAUUUACUUUCUGGAGCUGGAAGCAAACUAUUUGCGUGAGCAGGCGAAGAAGGCCACAGACAUGCAUCCUCAGAUGAAGACAGAAGCUGAGAGGAUGCUGUCAAAACUACGGCAAAUGCAGAAAGAGAUGGAUGGGAUGAACCUGGAGAUUCAGAGGAAGGACUCGAGUCUGACAAUUACAUCCACGGAGAAAGAAAGAAUACAGGAGAGGCUACACGCUGAGGAGACUGCCCACAGCCGAGACAAGCGGAUGCUAAUGGAUGAAAUCAUUGAGCUGAAGAAGGAGAAAGACUUGAUAGAGAGGAAAAGCUCUCAGAAAGACAGCACAUUGAUGGAGAUGAAAGCAGAGCUAGAGAGGACAAGCACAGCCUUGAAAUCUGCAGAGCUCAAAAUUGCCACGCUCAAGAACCAGCUGGAGCAGCGAUCAGAACAGCAGAAGAUGACACAGUUUGCCCUGGAGGAGAAAAGAACAGAGCUGCUAUCCUCAGAGACAAGGCUUAAGGAUCUGGAGGAGAAGUAUUACAACAACACCAUCCAGCUACAGGACAAAGUCACCUCUGACCUCAGGGACCAGAUUCGUGUGUUAAGUCAAAAGCUGAAGGAGUCUGAGCUGGCCAGAGAACAGGAGAGGUAUUUACGGUCAAAGAUAUCAGAUGAUACAUCCAGUAUGGUCCGAGAAAACACACUCCUUAACCAGCAAGUCCUUGAGCUACAGAAACAGUUAGAGAGGGAGAAGGGUCUACGAGAGGGUAAUGAGGAGAGGCGGUCUCACAGCAUCGCAGAGCUCGUUACAAUCAAGGAUCGAGAGAAGUCUGUCAGACUAGAGCUGGAGCAAGUCAAGGAGCAGCUGAAACGCGAACAAGAGAGGUGCCAGUUCUACCUGGAGAAACUUACAAAAGAGGAGAACCUCAUCUCAGCUCAUGAGUCUCAGCUGACCACGGCCAAAUCCCGUCAGUCAGAACUGGAGGGUCAGUUUGUUGUGUUGGACGCAGAGAACGCUCAGCUGAGGAAGGACAAGAUGCUGUUGGUGGACCAUGUGGCUGAUCUGCAAAGGAAGCUGGAGGACUCGGAGAGGGAGUCGUUACGGAUGGGCGGUGAGAUCCAGGCUCUGCAGAAGCGACUCAACGGGCUGGAGCACCUGAAGGACUUGGAGAGGACACUACAGAGCCAGAGGUGGGAGGAGUUUGGUCAGUUGGCGGAGAACAUGAGGACACUGUCCCAGCACCAUGGCUAGUCGCCGCUCUGCAAACAUGGACUUUCAUAAACAUGUUCUCAGAACAACCAUGCGCCUGUACAGAGCAGCCACGAACCAUCCACAAAACAACCACGGACCUCUACAGAACAGCCACAAACCAUCUACAGAACAUCCACGAACCUCUACAAAACAGCCACAAACCUCUACAGAACAGCCCCGAACCUCUACAGAACAGCCAUGCACCUCUACAGAACAGCCAAAAACCAUCUACAGAACAUCCACAAACCUCUACAAAACAGCCGCGAACCUCUACAGAACAGCCACGAACCAUCUACAGAACAUCCACGAACCUCUACAGAACAGCCACGAACCUCUACAGAACAGCCCCGAACCUCUACAGAACAGCCAUGCACGUCAACAGAACAUCCACAAACCUUACAGAACAUCCACGAACCUCUACAGAGCAGCCACAAACCAUCUACAAAACAACCAUGGACCUCUGAAAUAACACCCACAAACCAUCUACAGAACAUCCACGAACCUCUACAGAACAGCCAUGAACCUUUACAGAACAGCCAUAAACCUUUACAGAACAGCCACAAACCUAUACAGAGCAGCCAUGAACCUCAACAGAACAGCCACGAACCUCAACAGCACAUCCACGAACCUCUACAGAACAGCUAUGCAUCUCUACAGAUCAGCCACGAACCAUCUACAGAACAACUACGAACCUCUACAGAUCAGCCACGAACCAUCUACAGAACAACCACGAACCUCUACAGAACAGCCACGAACCCCUACAGAACAGCUACAUACCUCUAAAGAACAACCACAAACCUCUAGAGAACAGCCAUGAACCUAUCCAGAAUAGCCACAAUCCUCUAGAGAAUAACCAUAUGAACUGCCAGAUAGCAGCGAUGGACUGAUAGACCAGACAAGAGUUCUUUAAGUAUAGUGGGUAUUCAGCCUGAUAUUUUGUCGAGAUGAAUAAUAUUUUGACGAGCCUGAAGCAUAAAUUUGUUAGACCAUUGUCUUGUGUGGCCAUUUGCCGUUAUCUGGCUUGUUUGCUUCAAUACCAUAAACAUAUAUUAAAUAUUUUUUGCACUUUGAACAUCUGCCUAUAUGUGUGAAUAUCAUGUUGAAAUUGAAGUUUUCAUUCUAACUGUUAAACUGUGAAUCAAAUUUUAAUUUUCCAACUCAGAGAAGUGUGUGAUAUCAGGAUUAAGAUCUCUUAAUCGGGUUGUGUAGCCUAUUUGUUUCUUAGGCUGUAAAGACAGUAAAUGUACAGGCUUAUAAAUAUACUCAUUUUAGUCGUUGUCAAAAAUUUAGGUCAAAUAAAGCCUUUGUGGCUAACACUCGAGGUGUCGCUAUGCAGCUUAUAGUGCCUUGCCUGCACAGCUUAUAGUGCCUUGCUUGCACAGCUUAUAGUGCCUCGCUAGAUCCACAGUAAAUCUUCAGCCUUUUCAACCAGGAAAGCAUUUUGAUCAGCAGAAUUUAUGCAUACAAUUAUUAUGAAAAUGAUGCUAAAAAUGAUCUGUUUGUGUCAUAAAGAGUGCAAGUUUCAUAAAGCAGUGCAAAGUAUUUCUCUACACCCCGUAAUCUCCUCAGUAUGUUUGGGAAUAUUGCUUACAGGGGUGGUUGAAAAGGUUGGUAAAUUAGGCGUAAAUACAAGUGAUACCAGAUAUUAACCCAUGGAUUAUAAACGUGUGAAUGUAGUUUUGUCAAUAGACGUCCAUGCGUCUCAGUCUCCAUGGGACGUACUGUCCUAUCAGUCCAUUCUGCAGAGGUCAGCUUAUUUCAUGCGCAUGUAAUUUGAAAGCCCCUAACUAUUGUCUUAAGCAUGUCAAGCGUGUAUAAUGACAGAUUUGGACACAAUGAUGCAUGUAAUUUGAAAGCCUCCAACUAUUGUCUCAAGCAUGUCAAUUGUGUAUAAUGACAGAUUUUUACACAAUGGUGUAUGGCAAGCAAGUCAUUUAGAAUGCUUGGAAUUGGUAUUUUAAAAACAUCUUAAAUACUUCUUUUUUUUAGUGUAUAAGCUCAUAUUUAUUAGGUUACUUUUUAGCCUUCUGUGUUACACUUUCUGUGGGAAAGUUUGUCAACAAUCUGUGGAUGGUUGUAGGUUUCCCCCAGGGGUCUACCCGUUUUCCUCCCACCAUAAUGCUGGCUGCCGUUGUAUAAGUGAAAUAUUCUUGUGUAUGAUGUAAAACACCAAUGAGAUAAAUAGCUCUACUUUCUGCAUCACUGUGCUCUACAUCAACACAUAUCUAUCAGGUGUGACACAAAUGGUGCAUACAAAUGAGGGACCAAAUUUGAGGAUGUGCAAGUAUUACUUAAAAUGUUUUGAAUUUUAUGAACACGAGAAUAGUUCAGAAAAAAAUUCCAGAUGUUAACUGUGAAAAAUUAGCAAUUUUUUUUUUUUGUACAAGCCCAUAAUGUUUUGAUUUAUGCAUGCCAUAGAAUAAUCGGCAGUAAAUCUUGCCAGCCUUUGACUUGAUCAUUGGUCAAUCAUUACCAUGUAUGUUGUGCCAGCCUUCGACUUGAUCAUUGGUCAGUCAUUACCAUGUAUGUUGUGCCAGCCUUCGACUUGAUCAUUGGUCAAUCAUUACCAUGUAUGUUGUG